UACCUUGUACACCUGCGAGACUGAAGCCACGGAGUUCCGGAAAAAACUUGUUUGGAAACUUCAUCUUGAUUUCUAUAAGCAACCCUGGAGGAAGAACUAAAAACAGGACGCAGAGGGUGUUUCAGGUGUAAUGUGUACGCCUAUCAGCUUCAGAUUCUGAUGAUGUUUAAAUGUUCUAAAAAGCUUUUCUUCCUGUUGUGUUUAGUUUUAAGCAAAUGAAAUGGCAGAAGGGCAUGACGAUUAUAUCAAUCAAGGACGAGCUGUCCCUGCUUCCGGCUCCCCUCUGAUGUCCCACAGCUGCAGAUCCCCCCAAACGCGACUGCCAGUUGAAGCUUCUCUGUGGCCUCCCAGGAGUAAUCGUCACUCAGAGCAGGAUGAAGACUCUGGGGAUUGUCCCAUCGGGACGCAGUCAAGUGAACGCAGUUCAUCGAGAUUCUAUGAGGAGCUCUUCUGUACCAGUCAGUCUUCCAUCCCUCUGGUCCCUCUGGCUGGUGCCUUAAUGGGCUCCUCCGGACCCCAGAGCGAUGUGACGAAGCAAGGCUAUCUAGGAAAGGUGGAGCGGAGCCACAGAAGAUAUUUUGUCCUGAGAGCAGGAAGUCACACUGGCCCGAGCCGACUGGAGUGGUUCAAAAACAAGGAGAAGUUCACUGCAAUGGAAAAGUCUGCUGGGAAAACUGGGCUGUUCGGGUUGAACAAACAAGGGACGAUUUACCUGCGCUGCUGUCUUGGCGUGAGUAGAAUUGGCAAUUCGUGUAAAGGCCACACGGUGGCGCUGUAUGCCAAUGAUCAGACCAUGGUUCUAGUGACGGAAGACCAGCAGGAACAGGACGACUGGUACGUAGCCAUAAAAAAACUGAUGGAGGAAGAGCAGAAGGAUGAAGAGCAUGGAGAAGGGGCUGAUGAAGAGGAUGAUGGGUAUUGUACUCUGCCACCUGCAGCUUUCUUCAAGGAGGUUUGGCCCGUCACAGUGAAGCCCAGAGGUCUGGGUAGUUCCAAACCUCUCACAGGGGAAAACCGGCUCUGUCUUACAACAACUUCACUUGUCCUGGUCCGACUCGGAGCCAGCAGUGAUUUGCCAUCUGUGACUAUACCUUUAUUGAGCGUUCGCCGCUUUGGACACCUGGAUGGCCUGUUCUUCUUGGAGCUCGGCAGGUCGGCACCAAAUGGUCCUGGAGAGAUUUGGAUGGAAGCAGGGGAACAAGGAAACUUAGCUCUGGCCCAGCAGAUUCAUGAGGCAGUUCGAGAGACGGUACGAGCUCUACGAGCUCUUCCAGACUUCAGUAGAUCACCGACCUCAAGUCAAAAUCAGCCUCCAGGCCUUCUGGCCUCAAAACGCUGCAGAUCCAAAUACAGAGACAAGCUGGUGAAUGUGAGGCCACUUUGUCCCAUGGUCUUAUACCCCAGAAAUCCUGACGUCCAGACCAGUCCUGCAAAAUUACCCCCAAGGCCCCACAAACCACAUGAAACAAAGCCCGAACCCUCCCUAAGCUUCCCCUUUCAUGACGACCCUUCCCAGCCACAGCAGUCAUCCUUACUCAAGACUGAAAUGAACACGGAUCAGUGCAGAGCUGCAGACUGGAGGAUGCAGAGCUGGGACUCAGCAGAGGAUGAGGAACGACUGGGGUACAUGAUAAUGUCCCCUCAGACCAGCCACAGUUCAUCUGGAUUAGCACAGGAUGACUAUGUUACCAUGGAGAGUCCACAGAAGCCCAACCGGCCAGCUUAUUCUUCUUCAUCCUCCUUCUCGUCCAUUCAGACAACAUUCAGCAGCACAACUGGUGACAGCUACCUUCCUCUGUAUCUGUCACAUUAUCAGACUGAAGACAGUCAGCCACACUGGCUGGUGUCUUCAGCCCAACAGUCAGAAACAGAAGUGGACCAACUGGACACAAGCACCAGCUGCUCUGCUUCUCCGAAGGACGAUGCAAAAGAAGAGCAGAAGUCUGAAGCCACUUCUCCGGAUGGGUCUGUCUUGAUCACUCCAUUUGUCUUGAGUGAAGCAGGCAGCAUAAGGCCACCACUGUCCCACCCAAACAUCGAUACGGGUCAGUCUAGUCCAGUCCAAUGUGUCCUAGACCAGUCUGCUGACAGGAAAUACUGGCUGUCAGCUUGUCUCUUUGCUUGCCUUCAAUCUGAAGCCCAAUCCUGAGCGUUUGGAGUCACGAACUGUGAUGUUAGCAUUGCAAUGAUAUAAACUACAUUUAUUUACUUAGCCAACUGUAGCAGAUGACCAUGUAGUUUGUAGAUGGCAUAUGAAUCCGAAGCUGAUGUCACCACCUGCUGCACAAGCUGACUGGUGUCCCGCAGUGUGUGGGCGCCAAUUUUUAAAAGGGAGGAAAAAAUAAGAAAAGACCAAGCUGAUUUAAAAAAAAAAUAUAUAUAUAUAUAUAUUGAUAUAUUGAUGUUAAUUGCUGCAUUGCCAUCUCUACUGUUGUCUUGUGCUUUAUUACAUUUGUACAAUGGACAAAUGCUUUAAAAUUCACAUGCUUAAACAGUGUGGGGCUAUCAGGUCUUAACAUUGUGAGUUGUGUUUCAGUGCUGUAUGUGAGAAAAAUAAAGUUGCCUUUCUUGAUAA
Melanotaenia boesemani (Boeseman's rainbowfish) is the source of this 2575-nucleotide messenger RNA. RefSeq lists its product as uncharacterized. The transcript is spliced from 7 exons. The record is from RefSeq and is a predicted model, not a curated record. Gene Ontology annotation, molecular function: insulin receptor binding; phosphatidylinositol 3-kinase binding. Bases 221 to 2149 code for a protein of 642 amino acids. NCBI's taxonomy places the organism in Eukaryota, Metazoa, Chordata, Actinopteri, Atheriniformes, Melanotaeniidae. Gene Ontology annotation, biological process: insulin receptor signaling pathway. Gene Ontology annotation, cellular component: cytosol; plasma membrane.